Molecule: messenger RNA, 2562 nt
Organism: Lipotes vexillifer (Yangtze River dolphin)
Lineage: Eukaryota; Metazoa; Chordata; Mammalia; Artiodactyla; Lipotidae
Gene: ARMC9
Product: armadillo repeat containing 9
Exons: 24
Coding region: 1-2562 (853 amino acids)
Biological process (GO): cilium assembly
Cellular component (GO): ciliary basal body; centriole; ciliary tip
Molecular function (GO): protein binding
Source: RefSeq, a predicted model, not a curated record
AUGGGGGACGUUCUGGCUCAUGAAUCAGAAUUACUUGGACUAGUGAAAGAGUAUUUAGAUUUUGCCGAAUUUGAAGACACCUUGAAAACAUUUUCAAAAGAAUGCAAAAUAAAAGGAAUACCGUUAUCUAAAUCAGCAUGUGGCUCUUUAAGGGACUCCCAAUCAUCGAUAAUCCAGAAGGACCUCCUUGCUGCGUUUGACAGUGGAGACCAGAAGGUGUUCUUCGAUUUGUGGGAGGGGCACAUUCCCAGUUCCAUCCGGGCUGGCGACUCCCUCGCCCAGAAGUUGGAAUUCUACCUACACAUCCAUUUUGCCAUCUAUCUUCUGAAACACUCCACAGGGAGGCCUGACAAAGAGGAACUGGAUGAAAGGAUUUCUUAUUUCAAAACCUACCUGGAGACCAAAGGGGCAGCGCUGAGCCAGACCACGGAGUUUCUCCCUUUCUAUGCCCUGCCUUUUGUUCCCAAUCCCAUGGUACACCCCUCAUUUAAAGAGCUUUUCCAGGAUCCUUGGACUCCAGAAUUAAAAUUGAAGUUGGAAAAGUUUCUGGCUUUAAUUUUUAAAGCCAGUAACACGCCGAAGCUUUUAACAUUAUAUAAGGAGAAUGGACAGAGCAACAAAGAAGUGUUGCAGCAGCUCCACCAGCAGCUGGUAGAAGCUGAGCGUAGGUCAAUGACGUACUUGAAACGGUACAAUAAGAUCCAGGUGGACUACCACAAUCUCAUCGGAGUCACAGCAGAGCUGGUGGAUUCUCUGGAGGCCACAGUCAGUGGCAAGAUGAUCACCCCCGAGUACCUGCAGAGCGUCUGCGUCCGCCUCUUCAGCAACCAGAUGCGUCAGAGCCUGGCGCGCAGCGUGGACUUCACAAGGCCCGGCACGGCUUCAACCAUGUUAAGAGCCUCCUUGGCACCCGUGAAGUUGAAGGAUGUCCCAUUACUGCCCUCCUUGGAUUAUGAGAAACUGAAGGAGGAUUUGAUUUCGGGGAGUGACCGCUCGAAAGCCUUCUUGUUGCAGGCUCUGCGCUGGCGCUUGACCACAUCGCACCCUGGAGAGCAGAGGGAGACCGUUCUGCAGGCCUACAUCAGCAACGACCUCUUGGACUGUCACAGCCAUAGCCAGAGGAGUGUGCUGCAGCUGCUGCACUCAAAGAGCGAGGUGGUACGGCAGUACAUGGCCAGGCUCGUCAACGCUUUUGCAUCCCUGGCAGAAGGUCGCCGCUACCUUGCCCAGAGCACAAAGGUGCUGCGGAUGCUGGAAGAAAGGCUGAAGGAGGAAGACAAGGACGUCAUCACCCGGGAGAAUGUUCUCGGGGCCUUGCAGAAGUUCAGCCUCAGGCGCCCACUGCAGACAGCAAUGAUUCAAGAUGGCCUCAUCUUCUGGCUGAUUGACGUCUUGGAGGAGCCUGACUGCCUGUCAGACUACACGCUCGAGUACUCGGUGGCCCUGCUCAUGAACCUCUGCCUCCGGAGCACAGGGAAGAACAUGUGUGCCAAGGUGGCGGGCCUCGUGCUGAAAGUUCUUUCGGAUCUGCUCGGCCAUGAAAACCGCGAGAUACAGCCGUAUGUGAAUGGAGCUCUGUACAGCAUCCUUUCUGUCCCGUCCAUUCGUGAAGAAGCAAGAGCAGUGGGAAUGGAAGACAUCCUUUGCUGCUUCAUCAAAGAAGGCAAUGCCGAAAGGAUCCGCCAGAUUGAAUUUAUCAUCAAGCAGCUUCAUUCAGAAGAGCUACUGGACGGUGUUCUUGAAUCUGAUGAUGAUGAAGAUGAAGAUGAUGAAGAGGACCAUGACAUUAUGGAAGCCGAUCUGGACAAAGAUGAACUGAUCCAGCCCCAGCUUGGAGAGCUCUCAGGCGAGAAGCUUCUGACCAUGGAGUACUUGGGAAUCAUGACCAACACAGGGAAGGCGAGGCGGAAGGGCGCGGCCGGCGUGCAGUGGGGCGGCCCCGAGCCCCUGCGCCGGCCCAUCACUCCCGGCGGCCACAGGACCGGGUACCCAGCGCUGGAAGACCAUCCCAUCUCUCCGCAGAUGGCCAAAUAUGCCAGAAACAGCUGCCUCCCGUCUCUGCCAAAUGCCCACCGUCCAGUCUGCAAGGGGGUCAUGCCUGGUCAUGAGCCUUGCACUUCCUCCUCAUCCGCCAUCGAUGCCAAGUCGGGAGAGUGGUUGCCAGCAGGACGUCAGGGAGAGCCUCACCUGCCCCCAGCGGGGGGCCCGAGCCAGCCUAGGGAGGUGCCCUGUGCCCUGGACAGUGGUGAGACCACCAGGGAGUUUACACCAGGCUUCGCCUACAAGCCCCGGGCCCCCUGCAGCCCGGAGAUCCUGGACCUGAACCCACCCAAGGCCAAGGCAUCGGCUCUGGCCCCUCAUUUCUCCUCGUGUGGCCCACAGCAGGCCAGCCGCCCCGGCCCCACGGCGUCCGCCACGAGGAGCCUGCAAACUUGCCCGGACUUUCCUCUCCAGGCAGCCAGUCUUCCAGGAAGUGAGGAUGGGUUCUUCCCCGGUGUCACCAUCCCGUUGCCCGGCGACCAGCCAACUUCCUGCCCUCGGCCAGCCAGCAGCUGCAGGUGA